Leptomonas pyrrhocoris is the source of this 5750-nucleotide messenger RNA. RefSeq lists its product as hypothetical. The coding region runs from base 45 to 5750 and encodes 1901 amino acids. The transcript has a single exon. The record is from RefSeq and is a predicted model, not a curated record. Lineage: Eukaryota; Euglenozoa; Kinetoplastea; Trypanosomatida; Trypanosomatidae.
GCUGCAGUUCUCAACGCCUCUAUAUUUGGGACUUUCGUGCGACGAUGCAGCGAACGGCUGUACGAGGCGUGGGAAAUUAUUCCCGGCUCCCUGUCGGCCAGCAGCGACAGCAGACAUCGUAUUCCGUGUCGCAGCACCGGUCCACCUCUGUGUUGGGUUCGCUGAUACGCAUGCGCAGCCAAUUCCAGCGACUGCGCAGCUCGCAACAACAGCAGGUGAUCGCUGCGGUGCUGGAACGAAAUCGCAAAGCCCGCUAUCUCGGCUCAAAAGACACUCCUCUCUCAUUAUUGAGUUCGAGCGAGGGUGACGCCGGCGUUGCUGCAGACGAGGAGCAAGGCUCCAGCUCAAGGAACGUCAGCACAACAAUACACGCGGGCUUUCUGCUCUGCGUCGAAGCGCAACGACUCCUCAAGGGUGAGGGGCAGUCAAAAACGCCGCUCUCCGAUGUCGCGGUGAGCUCGCCGUUGUACGCUGCGGAGGCGGGCAAGUUGCUUUCCACUGCUGCCGCCUUUGGCGCUUCUACCACCUUCCCCCGUGUGCAGGAGGUCUGUGCGUGGAUCCGUGCCCACACGGAUUCCUUACGAACUCCACGGCAAAUCAUGUCGCUCUGCAUGCCACUCGUUAACUUGGCGGACGGCGCGACUGCUGGUGUGUCAUUUGUUCUGGAGGUGCUGUAUGAGCCCUUGCUGCUGGCACUGCAGGAGGACGGUAGCGGUGCCGCGACGCAGGCGGAGGGGCCUUCUCCGUCGUUGUCGUCGCAGCGGAUGUCCUCGGGUGAGGACAUCACCGGUAGUGGUGCAAAUGUGGAAGCGCAGCUCGUGGCCAUAACCUCAGCGUUUGGCAUGGUGGCGAAGUGGUCAACUGCGUUCCUUGCGCGCGAGGCAGACACCUCCAAUGGCAACAGUUCAACCAAAACGACGGACGCCGCUGCUGCUGCUCUCUGUAAGGCCGAAGAGCGAAUGAAGAUGCGGCGGAUUGCGGAGUCGAGUGUGGCCGCCCUCGCACGGCACACCAGCGAGUGCGCCGGCGACGGCGGCAGCGACAGGUCGCACGACAUCGUCUACGCCACGCUUCAGCAGCUCUCGGUGGGCGACGUCGUGCUCUGGCUGCAGUGCCUGCACGGUGUGGAGAAGACGUACUUCUUGACGACCAUACCGAUGGCAGCGGAGAACGAAAAAUGUGAAGCCAUGCAACGCCUUUUGCUGUGCUACCGCGUGCUGCUACCUUUGAUGCGGCACGUACUGGAGACAACGGGAACGACUGCACCGGCAGGAGCCGCAACCCCAGCCGCCGGGGGAAGCUUCGCGGAUGGUAGAUCCGUGGCCAGCGCCGCCACCACGACGGCCUCCGUAGCUCUCCGUGUGCAGGACUUGACCGAUCUCGUGCAGACGGGGCUGUACUCUAGUAUCGAGUCGGAGCACCAGGAGCUGGCUCUUCAGCAUGGGUUACAGGCACUGCCUAGGGCGUUGAGUGCAGCAACGAGCAGAGAAGCGUGCCUCGUGACGCAGGUGGUGAACAGGGUGCGGCUGCAGCGACCCGCCGCACUUUCUGCUGCCCUGUUGCGCGCGGUGCUCGCUGCGCUGCGGCCGCGUCUCUUUAUUCUACGCGAGUCGCAGGCAUACCACCUCCGUCCGCAGGACUGCAGUGUGCUGUUGUCGCAGCUCUCACGGUGGGAGGAGGUGCCUGGUGUGACGGUGAGCGCCGACAUUGUGGAGCUGCUGUCUCAGCGCUUUGGCGAGCAGAUGCCGAUGGUACAAGGAGCCCAAUUGGUGCCUUUUGUGCAGGCACUAGCACGCUUCGAGGAGAGACACCGGCGCGCAGAUCGGCAUGAGGAAGAUGCGGCGACGGAGACGGUCAGAAGGGAUGACGGAACAGCAUCUGGCGGCGUGGGUGCGCGGAAAGGGCGCGACAUAAACGCCCCCAUCUCCACAGCCGGAGCUGUAGCAUCAGCGCGCCACUGUCGCCGUGCGAAGACAGUGCGGUACUUUUACUCCAGCACGGCGCGGGUCGUGGCCCAGUGUGCGCAGCGCGCUGCCGUGCUCGCAUCGGAAGAGGCGUUGAGCAACGGUAGUAGGGGUGGAAGCGGCGCACCUCCCGCAGACCAACUGUCAGCAACAACGGAUGCUACGAAGGAAGGCGGAGCGCCGCGGCUGUCUCCCACGGAAGCGGCGCAGUUGAUCAGCGCCUUUGUGCAGCUGUCCUCUCCCCAGGUGGAGUUUGUAUUUACACAGGUAGAGCCACUGCUGACAAAAGGUGCAGUCACGCAUAGCUCCGCAACCGGCGUCUCUUCCGCUUCUUCCCCUUCAAGUGCUGCUGCUGCUGCUGCUGCUGCGGAGCUGUACGCACGUGUGACGCUGCAGGAGUCUGUCAUUCGCUUUAUUGAGUUUAUGACGCAACUACACCCUCGCGAGGCACACACGAGCUCUGCCGCGCAGCGAGCGAAGGUGUUGUUGGUCAAAAUGGAUCGCACGCUUGCCACCGUCGUUCGUCAAGCGGCGCGACCCAAGGAUCUGGUCUUGGCUUCGUCACUCGUGCGCCACAAACUUCUCGAUCAUCGCCCUAUCGAGGUAGACGGUGACGCGGAGGAUGCCGAUGCGAAGUUGAGCCGCUCUCAUGGCGACAAAAAGAUAGCGACGUCGUGGCGCCGCGCGGAUGUGCGCUUGGCGACCUGCGUUGCGAAGCAGGUGUGCGUUGUUGCUGCGCAGUGCAACGGGUUCGAGGUCGGUGCGCUGACGGUUGCUAUCGGCGCUUUGGCGGCGGCUGGCGUUCUGCCGGCACCGAUGACACGGCAGGCGAUGGAGGCGUUGUGGACGAGGUGCGUUGAGGGGCUGGAAGCCGCAGCGUCCACCCAGAACGACCCGGCGGCGACGACGACAGCGCCACACCCGACUGGGACGCCCGUCACGCUCACACUGGACGACUGUAAGAAACUGAUGGAUGGGGUGCGAAUGACCUUUUCGGCCCUGCCGCCGUGUGUGCAGACGACGAUUCCGCCUCUUGUGUUUCUGGACACCUUCACGAUGUUGUGCGCCGAUCUCUCCACGAACAUGACGGCGAGAGAUGCUGCAACCGCAGACGGGGCCGGUGACCUUGUCCGCGGCACGUCUCGCUCCUAUGCGAAUGCUCUUGCCGAUCUGCGGCGCUACACAACUCUGGGGCGUUCUAUCUUCUCGUUUUUUGCCGCAUGCUCCUCUUCUUUCUCUUCUGCUGAAAGCGACACGGUGACUCCAACGCGUGCGCAGCAGUGGAAGAUGCGUCCAGAGGCGUGUCGCACUGCCGUCGAGGCUUAUCUAAAGGUGGUGCGUGUGGUGAUGGAAAGCUACGCGACGGAGGCGUCACUCUCCGCGUCGUGGUGGGCCGAGGCGCCGACAGGCAGCAGCAACAACGUGCGCCGACCUCCCGCCGUACCGCUCGAGUUGUUGAGCAUGACAGCACGUGUGGUCACUCAGCUGCAACGAUUUGUCCAUCUGCGCGACGGCGCACCGAAGCAGAGGACAGGCAGUGCGGAAGUCGACGCAGUAGAGGACCGGAACCCGCUGGUAGGUGGUGAGGUGGAGGAGCUGAACAUGGCGGCAGCGGAUGAACCCACCAGCGGUGCCGUCGCACUAAACAACGACGAGGCAGGUGAUGAUGAGGACAGCGACGGAUUGACUUCUGACGCGCAGAUGUCGCUCUCCACCAUCGAUGCGGUGGUGUCGGACGUGCUCGGCGUGCUAGGGGACACCAUUGCUCUUUUGGCUAGACAACAGCAGCAGCAGUCAAACUCUGAUGCUUCGUCGGCCGCAGAGGAGAACGAUGAAUCGAAUGUGGUUGAUGCAAACAGGGCGACAAUGAACCCGAAGCACCUCCUCAUGCUCCUUCAAGCCUACGAGACGGCGCGAUAUCGGCAUCCUGAGAUGUUGUACGGCAUUUUACCCGAACUCCGAAGCAGCGCCAAUCAGCUGGACCCGCUGGAGCUAUCGCUGCUGGUUCGGGCACUGACGCGUCUUGGCGCGUGGAACAGUCGCCUUCUGCGGGUGCUCGCCACGGCGGUGGAGGCGAAGAUACAGACCUGUGAGCUUCGUCAGUGCCACACCCUCCUGCAAGGUCUUUGCCGCUCCGGCUGCGUGAGUCCGAACACCUUUGUCGAAGUUCGAGGGGCCAUGUACGAGGAUUGGUCUCGCGCCGGCACCCGACGCGGCGGCGCCCCGCAGGAACCGCUGCAGCGACUCGCGGAAAGUGUGCUGUGGCGUCUCGAUGCCCUGGUGUGCACACGCGACGCAUUCGUUAGCCUCGCCCACACCGCUGAGUUAUCCGAUUUGGUGAGCGUGGUGACGGCCCUGCGCUUCUUCCACAUGCCGCCGCCGCCAACGUACGAUGCGUUUGUGGUUCUUGCGGUUCGUAAGCUCGUUUCAGUUAGUGAGAGACGGCCUGCGCGGAAGUUGGUGCAGCACUGCGUUGCCAUCCUCAGUGCCAUUUCGGAUCUUCGUCAGCCGGCGCAGCAGCGCGUUUCUGCAAGUGCGGUGUGGACGGUGGUGCGUCGAGUGUUGGACUCCGGCGAUCGACCGUCUUCUUCUUCCGCUGGUGUCGCAGACGACGCGUCCUCGCUGCCUGCGUGCUGGCAGCUGUGGCGAUUGGCCUCUCUGCAGUCCCUCCAGUAUGGAAGGGAAGCCACAGGAGUGUUGUUCGAGGUGUCACCCCAAGCGGCACCGGAGCGGCGUGCAAUGCUCUUCUCUCGUAUCCGGGAACGGCUAAAAAAGGUCGUCGAGGCGUAUGCCUGGGGUCCUGACCCCCAACGUGACCACCCGACGCAAGAUGUCGGAGGUUCUGCCCAGAACGCCGGGGACGGUCGCUGUGGUUGGCCGGUUCUUUCCCCUUCCGGACAGGUGGCGCUCCAUCGACAUGGAUUACACGCGGCGCCGUCGCUGCUACGCAGUGAUCGCGAUCUAGCCGAGCAGCUCUGCUUUCCGUUCCAACUUGCUCUUCACGUCAUCAGGCAGCAGGAUGACCUUUCUAUCCUCGUGAGAACACCGCUUUUUACGGCUCCCGCAGCGCAGGCGAAAAGGUUUGUGCGGCUUGCGGCUUGUCUGUUACGCGCAGACUUGUGGGACAGCAGCUCUAUCAGCGCUGAAUCUCAAUUGUUGUUGAUCUCGGCACUCCAGCUACUGUGGAGGCACGCUGACUUGCAUGGCCUGCUGUGCACCUCUCCAGAGGCUUUCUCAACAGAGGAGCUGGUGGUGCUGGCCGCGGCAGCUGCGCAUCUCCAGCAGGCCGGUAUUGUUGCAGCCAAAGACGAUGCGCAAGUGUACGGUGACGACUGUACCGCCGCCUUACGCCAACUAAGUGAUGCCAAGACUGAAUGGCGUCUUGCCGCUGCCGUCGAUGCGUGGACGUUGUUUACGCGCUUGACUGCGGCGCCAGCGAACCCGCAGUUGCGCUCUGCUGACCUCAGCGCCGCAGCGGGAUUGUUUGCUGUGCUUGCGAGGAGCGGCGAUAUUAUUGUGGCUGCCUUUUUGGAACUGCAAAGAGCAUCGUCCUCGGCGACUCGUACACGCGCGCUUCAUGAACUGUUGCGCCUGUUUCAAAUCUCCGGCGGCACCGACAUCUCGUGCUUCAUCAGGACCGAAGACGCUGUUGUAGCGCCCCAGUUGCUCUCCAGUGAGCCGUCCGACAGCCCGGUCGAACUCGAUGCCGAGAGGCGGUUUAGGCAACAGUACGCGGAGGUGCAGACUUGUAUUGAAUCACUUCUUGGAACUUCGUCACCAAAUUGA